AAUUGUAUUUAUUUAAUUAAUUAUUAUUUAAUUAAUGAACGCGCACCAUGGGUUGCAUACAAAGCAUCACUUGCAAAUCGAGGAUCAGAAGAGAGAAUAUCGUGGUAUAUGAUGUGUCCGCUACCAUUGAUCAGUGCCCCACGGUGAUCGAGGAGAACUCCCCGAUUGUUUUAAGGUACAAGACCCCGUACUUCAAGGCGUCUUCCCGGGUGGUGAUGCCCCCAGUACCCCGGAACGAAACUUGGGUGGUCGGCUGGAUCCAAACCUGCAACCACAUGGAAUUCUACAACACGUACAGUGACGUGGGCAUGUCCAGCUGGGAACUACCCGACCUGCGUGAAGGCAGGGUGAAAGCCAUUAGCGACUCAGACGGGGUCAGCUACCCUUGGUACGGCAACACCACGGAGACGGUGACGCUGGUCGGCCCCACCAGCAAGGUCUCCCGCUUCACCGUCAGCAUGAACGACAACUUCUACCCCAGCGUGACCUGGGCCGUGCCGGUCAGCGACAGCAACCUGCCCAUGCUGACCCGCAUCAAACGGGACCAGAGCUUCACCACCUGGCUGGUGGCUCUCAACACCGCCACCAAGGAGAAGAUCCUGCUGCAAACCAUCAAGUGGAGGAUGCGAGUGGACAUCGAGGUGGACCCCUACCAGCCCCUGGGACAGCGUGCGAGGCUGGCGGGGCAAGCGCAGCAGGAGCAGCCCAGAGUGCUCACCAGGAUGGAAGCGAUCCCUGCCAAUGCCCUGGUCAAACCCAACGCCAACGACGCACAAGUGCUCAUGUGGAGGCCCAAGAGAGGGCCCCCGAUGGUGGUCAUUCCUCCCAAAUAGGACCGUUUACCGUCAAACAGGAGGAUUUGAAAAGCAGAACUAAGCAACAGCAAAGAUAGAUACUCAUGCGUCUAUCCGGUAACGCCAAUGCAGUUCAUUUCGAGACAGCAGUGACGCGCAUUUGGCCGACUGGCAAGACGAGACAAGAAGUGAUGGCAGUCCUGUUAAAGCUGUACUGACGUGUGUUGUUGCCCUUACCCUCGCCACACAGGUUUCAGGUUUCAGGCUGCAUGUUGAGGUUAAGGGACGGGUAAUGGGUUGGGGUUUGGUAGGUGGUUUCAGGUUUCAGGCUGCAUGUUGAGGUUAAGGGAUGGGUAAUGGGUUGGGGUUUGGUAGGUGGUUUCAGGUUUCAGGCUGCAUGUUGAGGUUAUGGGACGGGUAAUGGGUUGGGGUUUGGUAGGUGGUUUCAGGUUUCAGGCUGCAUGUUGAGGUUAAGGGACGGGUAAUGGGUUGGGGUUUGGUAGGUGGUUUCAGUUUUCAGGCUGCAUGUUUGGGAUAAGGGAAGGCUAGUGGGUUGAGGUUUGGUAGGUGGAGAAGUGUUUACAGUACAUGGACUACUGUAGUUCGAUAGUGAGGUGCAAACAAAGUUGGCCUUUAAAAAAACUAAACAAAAUGAAGGAACAGAUGUCAUUAUUUAUUUCGUAUGGUACACUACUAGUCUGAUAUGGAGGGGAAAGGGCAAGUAUUGAUCAAAAUCGACCUGCAGCUGGAUUCAGCUAACUGAUGGAUCAAUAAUACACAACAGAAGGUGUCUUGGGGUGGCUCUGUGUGCUAUGCAGCUUGUCACACGCGGCGUUGGGUAUUGAUGCACACGGAUUCGUUUUUAGUAUUGUUUGUACUUUGUUUUCGUGAAAGACUUGGUUGAUCCUGAUCUUGAUAUAGAUAUUUGUUUUUAGUAUUGUUUAUACUUUGUUUUCGUGAAAGACUCGGUUGAUCCUGAUCUUGAUAUUGAUUGCCCAGUUGGUUGCCCCUGUUUUAUUGGGUGCGUUGUGCUUUACUUUUUCCCAGCGUGCAUCAUUUCUUGGUUGAGCUGCUUCUUCAAGGGCAGGUAUUGGUUAACAACAGAAAGCUUGUGAGACACAUUAUGGAUUUUGAUGCUAAUGAUUCCAGAUGCAAUGGGGGUAUACUGCUAUACUUGGAUUUAAAUGAAUAAUAUAGAGUGUUUUGUUUUCUUUGGGGUAAGAUUUACACUAUACAGAGCUCUGGAGCGAAGCACGGUACCUAUCUUAUCCUUCAGCCCGUAAUAUAUGUUUACAAUAGAUGGAGUGUUUCCCGUGUACAGCCCUGUUCAAGCUUGCUUUGUUACGUUCUGUUUUAUAAGCCGAGUAGCACAGUGGAACUGUCCAUGGUGCUGAUUGUAUGAACUGUGCCAGGAUUCUCUACACAGGAGCCUUUUUAUACAACUCAACAGGCGCCAGCCAGGAAAAGGCUGAGCAUUUUGUUCAUGUUGCAGUGCUUUAAGAAGUGCAUGCAUGCAGUAUGUUUAUAAAAUGAAGCAAGAGUUUUUAAAAAAAUGUCAUUGUCAAUGUGUUUUAUUUUGUCCAGUAUGUUAAAAGUCAUUGCAAGAAAAAUGAAACUACAAAGAAUAACAAAGUGCCAUACUAAAUGUAUUAUAGAAACCUGCUAGCAUCUGUACAAGUGGCUACAACUGGUUUAACUGGGGGGGGGGGGGUCUUGAAAUAGAGCAUGAUUCAUCGACAGUGUGUCUGAAAAAACAAUAUGACCCUGCACUAUCAAAACUUAAUUAAUUGCUAACUGCCAAUGCAAAUAACUGAAGAAGGCUCUCAGCUAAAAAUGUGAUUAAUCUUGAAUACUCCAGACAAGCCUUUCCUAACAUUCUUCCUCCCUCUCAAUCAUUUUCUCACAUACAGUAAGACAUGCAUGUAAGCUGGUUGUGAUAUUGCACAGCUGUAGAGUUGAGCAUCAUAAAUCUUUUAUUAGGCACAUUUUGCUUUAAAAAGUAUCUGUGUAAUGCACUCUGGCACCAGUGAAGUAUUCAUUAAAGGGUACAUUUCCGUGAGAUUUGAUUCUCCUCUGUUUAAUGUCCUGUUGUGUUUAGAUCAUUAUUUGCCAUGGUUACUAUAACUAUUAUAACUCAUCCUGCAACUAUUGCUUCUUAAAAGACUCCUCGGUAUUGGAGAAGCAUAUCCGUGCUGCACAGGCUUUAUUAACGGGUCUCAGUGCACAGCACAGCGUUAUCAGGGACCCCAGAGUCAAUCUUCAGGAGUCUUUUCAGAAGCAGCGUUUGCUGGAAUCGUUAGUAAACAUGCCACAUAAUUAUUUCAGCACAAAUGGCAACAGAAGGGCACACAGAACGCAAACAAUAGGUAUUAAACAGAACAGAAAGGCACAUUUGGAAAAAGUAGAUAAUAUAAAAUAUCCUUUUAAGUUGAAUUGCAUACAUUUUACUUUGUUCAGCAUUGUCCUUUCAUUUGGUUACGGUUUAUUUUGUACUUUGCAGUAUUGAUUAAAAACAAAAGAGCAGUCAGUGAGUAUUGAUGAAGAACAGAUGCGUAGGCUUCAUGUUAAAUAAAGUUCUACUGCAGUAUUUUAAGCACAUCAGUACACAAAAUAAGACAGACUGGAAUGGAGCAGAAUCCUUAGCUGUGAUUGGUCUGGUUUUCUACUGAUGUCAUUUAUAACGGGGGUAACUACAGCUAUUGCUGCAGCACAUCUGGUUUUCUUGAACAAGUAUCUAGUGAUUAGUCUUUAAACAGUCAAGACCUUCGUUUCCCAGGGUUAUUUUUACAAGUGAGAAACGUCUUGCCUCUCUGGAACAUGUGCAUGGUGAUAAUGAAACUGAGCAAUGCGUUGACGCACACAGGCACUCAGCAGCAGAGGCACUGUGACAGGCUUACAUUACAGCACAGUACUCGUGCCACAAAGUGCAUCGAAGAACGAUGCAGGAGAGAACAUUCAGGUGCUUGAUAAGCCCUGCUGAUGUGUUUAAAGACCCUGACAUUCUGUUAUUGUCAUGGUAGAUCUUGUUCUGGCUUGCAGAAGUGUUGAUCAGAGGUGUCUAUAAUAAUUCUUCCUGUUCCAGACGAUACUGUAGAGCCAUUAAAGACACUUCCGGUAUCAUUGAAGUUCAAGGCAAAGCCUAGUCAGUCAACACCAUCUGUAGCUACAGGAAAUACAGCUCUUUAAACCCAGUGCUGGAGAAACUGAUGCCCGACAACCACUCCGCAUGAAAGAGCACACAUCAUCAGAAACAAUUCGGUGCAAAUGACUAUUUGAAUAUGAUCAUGUUCCUUCAUUUCAAGGUCAACAGGAUGCAAUGCAAAAAAAAAAAAAAAAAAAACGUAUUAUUUGGUUUUUAUUCCUUCUUACUGUUUAUCCAUAAAAUGUAAAAGCAUUUCGCUGUGUUUUUUUUUUUUUAUUUGAAGGCACAUUAAUUUCCACGGAGAACUGUGUGCCCCUGCGGGAAUGGAAGGUUGUAAUAUCCAAUGAAAUGGACACAGCGAGUAUGCCCAGAUGAAGCCGGGCACUGUGUUCACACCACCUACACUUAGUGCAUACUAAUGUAUUACUCACGGGUGCGCUGCAGCGCCACACGCAGCUUGCCAUGCCAUUCAUCAUCCACCUCCUCUUUCGCGAGAUAUUUUUGUAAACUGUAAACACACUUGAUUAUCACCCGUCACAGCCCGCCUCCGGCUUGCAGCGCGCUCUGCGUUAACUGCAUUCUCAGACUGCUUCCAGCAUCAAUUACUUGCUCGCUUGAAAUAUUUAUCAAGGUGUUUACUCAGGAAAAAGCCUCUGUGAAGAUUUCCUUGAUUUACAUUGCUAACCUGGUGGCAGCUGUGGUGCUGUUUUGUUUAAACUAAUGGAAUAGUCAAUAAACAUCAAUUAAACAUCAAUUAAACAUCCAAUAAACAUCGAUGAUUAAACAUCAAUUAAACAUCCAAUAAACAUCGAUUAAAACGGGUUUUAAAACGCUCAGAAGUAAAAAAAAAACCUCUUCCCAGCUCUGCACAGGUGCUGUGGCUUCAAGACGCUGUAUUCCAGUUCCCUAAUCACUGAGCCACUCAAACCAGUUUAACACAUGUGGAAUCAGGUUUUAUCACAAUGGUUAUUUUGUUAAAUACUCAGUUUGUGGCGAAAUGUUUUUUUUUUGUUGUUGUUUUUGUUUUUUUAAAUAAUCAUUUUGCCAGUCACCCGCCCUCUCAAUAAAAUUAUAAAAGCUGUUAAAAAUUAUAAACAAUAAA
Messenger RNA from Polyodon spathula (Mississippi paddlefish), 5038 nucleotides. Its product is annotated as protein FAM78B-like. The record is from RefSeq and is a predicted model, not a curated record. The transcript has 2 exons. Bases 48 to 833 code for a protein of 261 amino acids. Lineage: Eukaryota; Metazoa; Chordata; Actinopteri; Acipenseriformes; Polyodontidae.